AACCACCUGUAAGACUCAGAAAAGCAAGACGUGGCUACUGAAAUCGUUUAGCUGAAAUAGUUCCCCGUUUCACGGGUUUACAUUUCUGAUUCUUUUACUGAAUCUGAACGUUGCGACCAUGAUCAAGAAAAUGACACCGUCGGAAAACGAGUUCGACAUCCCCGCAAAAAACUGCUACAGGAUGGUGAUCCUGGGCUCCACUAAAGUUGGCAAGACGGCCAUCAUCUCCCGGUUUCUAAAUGAAAGGUUCGAGGAGCAAUAUACGCCGACAAUAGAGGACUUUCAUAGGAAGUUCUACAGCAUUAAGGGAAACGUUUACCAGCUGGACAUUUUAGACACCUCUGGAAAUCACCCCUUUCCUGCCGUGAGGAGACUAUCUAUACUUACAGGUGAUGUCUUCAUCCUGGUGUUCAGUUUGGACAGCAGAGAAUCAUUCCAGGAGGUUAAACGCCUGAAGCAGCAGAUAUACGAGACGAAGUCCUGUUUGAAAAACAAAACCAAAGAAAACGUUAACGUCCCGCUGGUUAUAUGCGGGAACAAGAGCGAUCGGGAGUUUUGCAGAGAAGUGAGUCCGGAGGAGAUUGAGGAACUGGUCGCUGAUGACCAACAGUGCGCCUACUUCGACAUCUCAGCCAAGCGCAACACCAACGUGGACUCGAUGUUCCGAGCCCUCUUCACUUUGGCCAAGCUGCCGAACGAAAUGAGCCCGGACCUUCACCGGAAAGUGUCGGAGCAGUACUGCGACAUGCUACAAAGAAAGUCACUGAAAAACAAGAAGUUCAAAGACGGGGAAUCGUACGGGAUAGUGGCUCCAUUCGCCAGGCGCCCCAGCGUGCACAGUGACUUGAUGUACAUAAAAGAGAAAGCGAUCGGCGGCAGCCAAGCGAAGGACAGAGAGAGAUGCGUUAUCAGCUAAAAGCUGCGCCUUGAUGGUGGACCACGGGAUGCAGUAUAGCGGCGCAAUUAGACUAAUGCAAGUCAGUGCUUCGUGGCCGCUGUUCUGCGCUGAAUCCAGAAAUAGGGGCAUUAAAAAUGGGUCAAAACGGCACCGUCCGAAAUCGUGACACUUAUGUUUCCGAGGUUUACAUUCUUGUGAAGGCAGGCGCUUACAUGUUAUUAAAGGACGCCAAAUGAAAUUUAAUUUCAGCCUCCUACAUAUGUGUUACUUUAAAUAUGCCGUAACUUAAAAAGCGAAACGGACGCUCCAGUGAAGCGCAAUGUGAAAAGUACUGUUUACAUUUUAUAACAGGACCGAACUUGAAUGUUUGUUGCAACAUGAACAAAUGUAUUUGUGAAUGUAUAUUUAUUCUUAUAUGUGAGAUUUACUUUUGCAAAAAAAACAAUAAACAAAUGAGUGAA
Brienomyrus brachyistius is the source of this 1359-nucleotide messenger RNA. Its product is annotated as dexamethasone-induced Ras-related protein 1-like. The record is from RefSeq and is a predicted model, not a curated record. Bases 119 to 916 code for a protein of 265 amino acids. The transcript is spliced from 2 exons. Lineage: Eukaryota; Metazoa; Chordata; Actinopteri; Osteoglossiformes; Mormyridae. Gene Ontology annotation, molecular function: GTPase activity; GTP binding.